This is a messenger RNA of Drosophila kikkawai, 1481 nucleotides long. RefSeq names its product zinc-ribbon metal-binding protein lunapark (gene Lnpk). NCBI's taxonomy places the organism in Eukaryota, Metazoa, Arthropoda, Insecta, Diptera, Drosophilidae. Gene Ontology annotation, cellular component: endoplasmic reticulum tubular network. The record is from RefSeq and is a predicted model, not a curated record. Gene Ontology annotation, biological process: endoplasmic reticulum tubular network organization.
UCUAAAGUACAGUUACGGUCUCACUGAGCAACAAAUAAUUCCAAGGCAGCGGGCGGUUAAAUAGCAAAAUAUUCGAGUAAAUGUUAUUGUUUGUUCUAUUUUAGUUAAUUUAAAACAUGGGAUUCGUGCUGUCCAAGUUCCGGAAGGAAAAGUCUACGGAGACGGUGUUGGAGGGGCUGCAGACGCAGAUCCAGGCAUUGGAGAAGUACAUGAUCAACACGGAGGAGCGGAAGCGGCGGUUCGUGACGAACUUUGUGGGCUUCACCAUCGGUGCCUAUAUCGUGGGCUUCGGACUCUGGUACUUCUUCUACUUCCCGCCGACGCUGCAGGAGUGCAUUGUGUACCUGGUGCCGCUGCUCCUCUUUCCCAUACUUAUCAUCUUGCUGCGACGCCUGUUUACGUGGUACUUUCAACGCAAGCUAAACAAAAAUGGCGAUAAGCUGGCGAAGCUGAAGGAGGAGAAGCGCGUCCUAUUGGAGCAGGUCAUGGACAAGGAGACCUACAAGGUGGCACUGAAUCUCUUGGAGCGCUUUGGCGAUAAGAAGCAGCUUCGCCUAGGCAGCGGCCUGCAGACACCCAACCGGCACUCAAUGCCGGAACGAUCGCCUCAGCCCGCCGCUCGAGCCGCGGCUAUCGGUCAGCCGCAGCAGCAGCAGCGAUCGCUGACUCCGUACACUAGCGUCUAUCGGAACAACAAUAACAUUAGUAGCACCAGCCUGAACCGCAGCGUCAUCAGCUCGCAUUCGCAGGCGGUGACGUCAGCAACGCCGCCAGUGCGCGCCGUGCAAGAGCUGCGUCGGCGAACACCCUUUCCCAUUGUGGAUGAGCGGUCGCGCAGCGCCAUGGAUCGCAUCGUGGACUUUAUCGUAGGCGACAGUCCACAGAAUCGAUUUGGCAUGAUCUGCAAGGAGUGUUUUGCCCACAAUGGAAUGCUGCCCAAGGAGGAGUACGAGUACGCUUCAUUCCGGUGUGCUUUUUGCAGUGCACUGAACCAGGCAAGGAAGGAGCGACCUGUGGCACCUCGCCUCUCGCUGGAGGCCCCGACACCGACUAAGCGCAACGAGAGCUCCGAGAGUGAAUCAUCUGAUGACGAGUCAGAGAAACAAGCACCAGUUCGAAGAGUCCUGCUGCAGGAAGUGCCAUCAAGUCAAGGUGAUAUUGACGCCUCUUACCUAAAAGAAGACUUGGAAACGGAGGAGAGGGAGCCAGAGAUAGAGACACCAGAGACUGGAUCUACUGCUGCUGCUGUGGCUGCUGCUGCUGCUGCAAGUGAUGACGUCAGCCAAGCUGAAGUGACUGCAACUGGCAGCUCCUGAGCCCAAACACACACACAUAUACGUCACACAUUAAUGAAACACCUUUAGGCGCCAGUCAAGCAAAAUUCUUGGAUUAUUUGCUUAUUAGUUUACAUAUUUAAUUUUUUAAUUGGUAAGCAAAUUGAAAAUGAAUCUGUUAUAAUGAAUUUAAAUGGAAUGCAAAAA